AUGUGGUCACGUGGUCUGAUGUUGGUGGUUGUACUGGUCUGUGUAGCGAUCGAGACGUCCCAAGCGGCAUCUGAAUGGAACCAGGCGACACAAGACUUCAUUGUCAAGCUUCACAACGAUCGGAGGAGGCAGGAGGGCGGGUGUCACAUCAAUAAACUAGAAUAUGACCAAGAUUUGGAAAACCAGGCCAGGCAAUGGGCGGAGAGAUGCGUCUUCAAGCACGAGCUGAAAGAAGGCAGGGGAGAAAACCUGGCCUGGAAUACCAACAAACUGAGCGAGAAUGAGUUAAUCAAACAUGCCGCCGACGCCUGGUUCAACGAAAAACAGAGAUACAGUUACGGGCAGAACAGCUGUGGUAGCAGUGCGGCUUGUCAUUACACACAGAUGGUGUGGGGAACUACAAACAAGGUUGGAUGCUACAGUACCAGAUGUGGUCAGUUGUCCGGAGCUGCCCCCAAUGCCUGGUACCUGGUCUGUUUCUACACUCCCAAAGGAAACUGGAACGGCGAGAAACCGUACGAGAAAGGCUGUUCCUCUCCAUGCUUGGAAGGCCAGACUGUAGACAACGGACUCUGCGCUGGAGAACCCGUUCAAGCAAAGAACCAAGGACCAGACGAAGGCGAUUGUGACGACGAGGUUGGGAGCUGUGCUCUUUGGGCAAGCAAUGGCCAGUGUGAGACCAAUCCCAAGUACAUGAAAGUCCAUUGUCUAAAGUCUUGUAAAAUGUGUGUAAGCGAAGAAGAAUGCGAAGAUCUACAUUCUAAUUGUUCUGUGUGGGCCAAAAGCGGGCAGUGUCAAAGCAACCCCUCAUAUAUGAAUCAUAACUGCAAGAAAUCUUGUGGAAAAUGCUAA
This is a messenger RNA of Candidula unifasciata, 852 nucleotides long. NCBI's taxonomy places the organism in Eukaryota, Metazoa, Mollusca, Gastropoda, Stylommatophora, Geomitridae. The record is from the annotation of a GenBank genome assembly.